GCUACUGCCAUAAUUAUUCAUAAUGGUUUCGGCAUUUGCAAGGCCGGCUUCGCUGGAGAUGAUGGUCCUCGUACUGUUUUCCCUUCUGUAAGCAAAAUUAAUCCGAUAAUGUUGUGAAGCUCUGUGGAUGAGCUACCAUAUCCUCGGUGUUCCCCGUCACAAGGUUACCAUGGCCGGCAUGGGGACAGGAGGACACCUAUGUCGGAAAUGAGGGUCAAAAGAAAUGUGGUUUGCUCACAUUGAAGCACCCUAUUGAGCAUGGUAUUAUUGACUGGGAUGAUAUGGAGAAGAUUUGGCACCAUACCUUCUACAAUGAACUCCGUGUUGACCCUGAGAAACACCCUGUUCUCUUGACCCGAGGCUCCUCUCAAUCUCAAGCCUAACCGUGAAAAGAUGGCUCAGAUUAUGUUCGAAAUCUUUAAGGUCCCUGGCUUCUAUCCCUCCAAUCAGGCUGCCUUGUCAUUGUAUGCUUCAGGUCAUACCACUGGUGUUGUCCUCGACUCUGGUCAUAAUACCACUCAUGUUGUCCCAAUUUAUGAAGGCUAUACUCUUCCCUUUGCCACUCAACGUCUCAACCUUGCUGGCCGUGACUUGAGUGGUUACCUCAUGAAGCUCCUCGUGGAGCGUGGUUACUCUUUCUCUACCUUUGCUGAGCGUGAGAUUGUCCGUGACAUCAAGGAGAAGCUCUGCUAUGUUGCCUUGGACUAUGAACAAGAGAUACAGACCGCUGCUUCAUCAUCAGCUCUUGACAAGACAUAUGAGCUUCCUGAUGGCCAUCUCGUUACCCUCACAAGCGAAUGUUUCCGUACUCCUGAAGCACUCUUUCAGCCAUCACUUUUUGGACAUGAAGGUGAUGGUAUCCACGUGGCCAUCUCCAAGUCUAUCAUGGCUUCAGAUAUUGGUAUCCGUCGUGAAUUGUACGGAAACGUUGUUCUGUCUGGCGGUACCACCAUGUACUCUAACCUUGGUGACCGUAUCCAGAACGAGCUCGCUAAGCUUGCACCUAGCUCCGUGCAGCUCAAAGUCAUUGCUCCUCCAGAACGCAAGUAUUCUGCCUGGAUCGGAGGCUCCAAUCUAGCUUCACUCUCAACCUUCCAAGGGAUGUGGAUCUCUAUAAACGAGUACAAUGAGGAUGGUCCUUCAAUUGUUCACCAUAAAUGCUUCUAGCGCCCAACUAACGUGAAAAGGUCGAAAAAUAUAGAAACUCUCUUUGAUAAAACGCUCACUCAUAUCAGAAUAGCAAGAGGUAGUGAUUUUAUCACACAAAGUAGAUGUAAGAGAAAUAAAAAUGUUUGGUGC
Molecule: messenger RNA, 1299 nt
Organism: Lobosporangium transversale
Lineage: Eukaryota; Fungi; Mortierellomycota; Mortierellomycetes; Mortierellales; Mortierellaceae
Product: actin family
Exons: 2
Coding region: 394-1167 (257 amino acids)
Source: RefSeq, a predicted model, not a curated record